Talaromyces rugulosus is the source of this 1524-nucleotide messenger RNA. RefSeq lists its product as uncharacterized. The record is from RefSeq and is a predicted model, not a curated record. NCBI's taxonomy places the organism in Eukaryota, Fungi, Ascomycota, Eurotiomycetes, Eurotiales, Trichocomaceae. The coding region runs from base 1 to 1524 and encodes 507 amino acids. The transcript has 4 exons.
AUGUCGCCUUCCCCCAAGAUUAGCACCAGGGCGCGGGCUACCGAUAUCAACGAAGGCCGCGAGAACGACAUCCGGGGACCUGAUGAACACCAAGUACACCGUCAGCUUUGGAGUCGUGAAGGAUUCCCCGGCUCCGUCGUUUUCAAUUUUUGUGCUUUCCUCCUUCUAGCCCUAUAUAGCACCCUGAGCAAGUUAUGGGUUGCUAAUAUAGAUUCAAGCCAAGUUGUCACCACUGAUGUGUACACUUAUAUUGGAGUCAUUGCCCAAGUUCUGAACGAUGGUUUGCCUAGGUCCGCUUGGUUAAUCAUUGGAGACAAGUCAACUCGCACGACCUCAUCUCGACUAACUUUAUCGUAUACUAUGAUAGUCGUCCAAAUUGCCUUGGGAGCGCUAAUGAUGGUACUAUUUCUUGCUUCUUCGGAUAAACUUGCAGCGGCAUUUGUGCCGGAACAGGUUCGGCAGAGCUCGUUGACCUACGUGCGCAUUUCAUCUGUUGAAGCACUCUCUUCUGCUAUGGAAACUGUCGUAUCAUCCUGUACAAGAGCACUAGAUCAUCCAGACGUACCCUUGCUGAUUAGCUCCAUGAAAUUUGUCGUGAAUAUUAUGCUCGACCUAUUGAUCAUAUCGAGGUUUCACGUCGGAUCUUUCGUCCCAACAGUCAACACGCAAGCGUGGAUACGGCUCGCUUGUGACCUAAGCUCUGCAAUUUGUGGUCUCCUCUAUUUCCUCUACAUCAGUUUUAAACUGCGGAGACAAUCACAAGAGCAGACUGCAACGUUAAGUUUGACGGCUUUGAAGACUCUUGCGCGACCUAGCAGUUACACUUUUACCGAAUCUGUCAUUCGCAAUGCUAUUUAUCUCUGGAUUGUCAGUCGGAUAAUACUUCUUGGAGACAACUAUGCCACAGCUUGGGGGGUUUUUACCACUAUUAGAUGGGGUCUCGUCAUGGUUCCUGUACAAGCUUUUGAGGCAUCAACUCUGACGUUUGUUGGGCAUAAUUGGGGGAAAUGGAGAGCGCAUGUUGGAGUGAAUCUGCGGCGACCUACGGCAUCCAAAGCUGAGAUAUUUAGUAUAAUACGUCCUGCUCUCAUAUCUUGCUUUGUGGUAUUGAUCAUCGAAGUCAUUCUCUGUAUCGUACUUUCUACCCGUGGCAUUCAGUCUUUUGCGUAUUUCUUGUCCAACUCUGAAGCGGUUGCUGAAAUUACGCAAAUGAUGUGGAAGGCUAUCGACUGGACAUACAUUUUUUAUGCGCUAAACUACCAACUUGCCGCCAUUCUCCUUGCCGCAUCUCCACGGUGGUAUUUAUACCAAGCCUUGGGCUCAAAUUUUCUUUGGAUGCUACCCUGGGCUAUUGUAGUCACCAAAAUGUCAUUCACACCGUCAAAGUCUUGGACAAUUUACGCAAUUAUUUUUGGAGGCGCGCUGGUGUUUGAUUUCGUCGAUGUUAGUCUGACUCUACUAAUCUGGGGUUUUAGAUUAUCCAAGGGAAAAGUGAAAGUUGGGGUUUUGAAGAGACAGGUUUAA